Messenger RNA from Chara braunii, 4775 nucleotides. NCBI's taxonomy places the organism in Eukaryota, Viridiplantae, Streptophyta, Charophyceae, Charales, Characeae. The record is from the annotation of a GenBank genome assembly.
UUGGAAGGGGUGGUUGAUCGACCAGCGAACUCUUGACUGCCCGUUAGGCAGAGAGAAAUGUGGCGGACAGGGCAUUGAUAGAUCAGUGGAUAUCCAGCAGACAUUCAGAGAGAGAGAGAGAGAGAGAGAGAGAGAGAGAGAGAGAGAGAGAGAGAGAGAGAGAGAGAUGGCGAUUUCAAUAGGAAAGGGGAUGGAGGCGGGUGCUGCUGCACUAGGUGUUUCGGAGGUGGUGUUCCGGUUUUUGAUCUGCUUUCUUGCGUCGCUACCUUGCAGUGCGGGGCUUCGUCAUGUUCCGGGUGUGGUCCUUCGGCAUGCUUACGCUGCUAUCAUCGGUGUGGUACUCGUUCACUUCUCGUUCGGCUUGGAAGGAAGUGUUUAUGUCAUGUCUCCAGUCCUGUUCACCUAUGCUGUAAUGAGGUUGACAUGGAAAAAUGCUGGGCUAGUGACCUUUGCGGGAGCCUUUGGUUUUCUCAUAUAUUGCCAUGUGUCCUUCAUGAGUGGCGAUCGAUGGAAGGACGGUGGAAUGGAUUUCACAGGGGCAUUGAUGGUGAUGACUCUGAAGGUUACAUCCUGUGCGAUGAGUUACCAAGAUGGGAUGCAAGAUAAGAGUAAUCUUUAUGAUUCCCAUGCACGCACUGCUCUGGUCAAGAUUCCAUCGCUGCUGGAGUUCAUGUCAUAUACGUACUGUUGUGGAAACGUCCUGGUUGGGCCGGUGUACGACAUGAAGGAUUACUUGGCGUACAUAGAGCGCCGUGAGAUCUGGAUGGAGGAAGCUGGGCAUCGGAUACCUUCACCAUACGUGCCGGCAGCGAAGUCCUUCGUGCGAGCCCUCUUCUGCCUGAUGGUAUACGUAUGGCUUACACCUUUGGCACCCUGGUCUAGACUGUUCGAUCAGGGGCUUCUGCACGGGCCUUCUUUGCGGAAAUGGGGCUACUUUUACCUGGUCGUGUUUACGUCGCGGUGGAAGUACUAUUUCAUAUGGGCACUCGCGGAGACGGCUUGCUGCCUCUCAGGGUUUGGCUUUUCUGGAUGGAAAAGAGCUAAAGAUGGAACACGGAAACCCGUUUGGACCAGGGGGAAGAAUGUGGACAUCAUUGCUAUAGAAACUGGUCGAGGUGGCGCUGCAUCACUCCCAAAGUACUGGAAUAUCACCGUGAGCAGCUGGCUAAGGGAAUACGUUUACCUGAGGAUAGUUCGUAAGGGAAUGAGGGCUGGAUUCUGGCCACUGCUAAUCACCCAGAUUCUCAGCGGGUUAUGGCAUGGUUUGUACCCUGGUUACCUUCUAUUCUUUGCCAACACUGCGCUAAUGAUCGCGGGUUCAAGAGUCAUUCACAGGUGGGAAAGGUUGGUGUCGCCGAAACACGGGGCCGUGCAACUAGUGCUAGCAGCUCUUCAAAAUAUGUACAGCAUCUUGACAAUCAACUACGCAGCGUUUGGCUUCUUGCUCUUAUCUCUCAAAGAUACGCUCACAAUCUACGGGGAAAUGCACUACAUUGGAACUCUAGUUCCAGUUCUGGUUAUCUUAAUCGGGAUAGUCACACCAUCGCCAAGGGUUAGCAGUAAGGAGGCAUGAAGAAGGUCUGCAAUCGCUUAAUUCCAUUCACACUCGAGAGGGACCCAUCGCCAAGGCAGAGCGGUAAGGAGGCGUGAAGAAGGGCUUGCAAUUGCUUUAGUCCGUUCUCACUUGAGAGGGACCUACUGUGGUGCAUGGGCUUGCAUGACUUCCCUGCGAGCCAUCACCGGGACGGGUCUUCUUAUUGCACUUUCGCCAGGAAGACUAAGCAACAAAUCAGGACAAUUGAUUUUUCGACGGUGAGCAUAACGAAGACCCCCUUGGCUGCAGCGCUCCUCUUUUUGUUGGGUUGGGUUGGGUUGGGUCGAUGUUUCCCCUGGUCUCAGGUGUACAUGCUGCAGGACUUGGUGAAGAGGAAAUUUAUUUUUUCAGACAUUGACAGCGUCAACCUUGGAUGAAUACAUUAGAUUGUGUUUCCCUUUCCAAUUUUUUGAAUAUUCUUUUUGACUUUUAAAAGGGGAAACACGUCCGUAUCCAUAUGAUUGGAUCAUGGUUCCCUGCUCUCUAAGUGAUGUUCAAUGAUUGGAUCAUGGUUCCGUGCUCUCUAAGUGAUGUUCAGUGAAGGAAUGAAGUUGCAAUGAAGAUUCAAUGAAGGUACAAUGAAGGCAAUGAAGUUUCAGUGAAGGUUCAGUGCAGAUUCAAUGAAGGUGACGUGAGCACAAGGCGGCCAUCGUUUUCGGGUUCUUCCACGAAAAAUGGGCAAUAAACAAGCUAGCAAGAGCAAUACAAACCGAGCUAGCAAGAGCAAUACAAACCGAGCUCCCACGAACUGUUGAAAUGCAGACCCAAGUUCGAAUCCAGAUACGAACAGAUGCUGGAAAAUUCUACGAACCAAGUUCUAGGUGCAUGUCAACAGUAGUUGAAGCGGCAGGGAUUACUCUGUACCGAGUUUACUCGUUGUUUCCUUUGGGGUUAUAGGGUACUCCAUGUCUUUCCUCGUGGAGCUUAAGAGUGUAACGUCAGUCCGUUGCUGUAAUAUAUAUAUGCAUUGGACAGGCUCUAAAUUCUCCAACCUAUCGGUGGUUCUUGAUUCGUACCAUGCAACCACCUGCACCUGACCGAUCGAGCGCCGACGAAUUCGUCCUGGAUGUGGUAUUAAAGUGAACCCUUAAUUUCAGAACCUUGAAGACAGAGGCUGUGAGGCGAUGGUGCUUUCAGUAGUAUUAGUCAGCGCUUUAAUACCAUUUGUGUAUGCAGAAUGUGACAUCGCCACGAAAGGACACAAUGAAAAGUGAAACGCGUUGUUUGGAGAGAAAAUAUUUUCUGCACCCACGUUUCCGUGCAUCGAGCGUGAGUCGUGUAGUGCCCAUGCAGGGAUCACGUGGGGGUCCCAAACAUAUAGAUGAGGUAAAAACUUGUGUGGAGUCCUUGGGGGGACAUCUUAAAGUCGGAACGAUACAGAGAAGGUUAGAAAUGGUCUCUGCGCAAGGAUGACACACAUAAACCUAGCAAUGGUUCCCCCCCCCCCAAAAAAAAAAAACCUUGUCUGGGCAGAUUGAACAGGAGCUGGCAAUGUCUGGGGAAGUUAGCGUUUAUACAGAGUGAGCUCUUUCUCCACCACAGGGUAGAUCUGACGUCAGCGGUGUACUCGGUAAAAGUGAAGAGGACCCAGGUCUUCAGCCUUCUUUAUCAUUGGUGUUGGAAUGCGAGCAGCUGAUCUUCCUCGAAGGGUCUGGCGAGCAGAUUGGAGAAUUGCGUGGUGACUUGUGCACUUCCCGGACUUCGAACUGGAGCAGAGGAGGACCUUUGUGUUAUAUUUUGACAGGAAGAGGAAUGCGCUGCUGAAAUGAAAGGAAGUUAUAAUUCAAAGGGCAGUUAGGAAGAUGGGGGGUGGGGAUCUCUCCACAUGUCUGCACGGGAUGCGAGGCAGGAAAUGAUGAGGGAGGGAUGGGAGAGUGUCAGGAGCUCAGCUAGCUCUUGUGGAGAAUCGUGGUCGUCAUUGUUUUCUCUAUGUUAGCGUUGCACGGAGAGUGUUAGGAGGAGCCGAAGAACCGUUCUCGUCAUUGUUUUCGCUAUGCUAGCCUUGCUCGAAGAGUGUUUGGAGUAGCUGGAGAAGCGGUGUUAUCAUUGUUUUCUUUAUGAUAGCCUUGCACGGAGAGUGUUCGGAGGAGCUGGAGAACCGUUGCCGUCAUUGUUUUCGCUAUGUUAGCCUUGCACGGAGAUGGGCCACUGCCGAGGUGUCCCUUUCCUGGACUCGCCAUAUACUCGGUAAUUGGCCACGAAUGGUGUUGCGCGGCUGCGCGAUACUGCACACUGUGUUUUUUUUUGUUCUUUCACUAGCUAUUUAAUGAGCAUCCAGUUCAUCCCUUGUUUUUUUCUUCUUUUUUUUUUCUUCUUUUCCCUUCUUUAUCCCUUUUUUUGGUUCUUUUUUUGAAGUUCAUCCCUACUUUCUGUUUUGCCUAAUGAGAAGCCUCUCGCAUAGGUGAUCUCCGAAUUGACUAUUAUGAGUGCUUAGUGAGGGCCAGAAUUGUUGACAUGUACUGUUCAUUUAGGGAGGUGCCGCGAGUUCGCUCGUGUAUUUGGUUCCCUUAAUGGAGUAAUUCUUCGGAACACGUUCAUGACAUCACCCUCGUUCUCUGAAGUUAUAAUACACUUAAAAAAAACAUGUUACAUUUUCCGCAAGCAGGGGUCAGAUUGUGUCACAUACCUGUGACUGUACCCAGGCAUGGUGCAGGACCAGGUGAUCACCAAGGCGAGGAGAAACAGCAGUGCGAAGCCUCAGACGACUAAAAGGCACCAAUCUGACUCAUCAGACAUAUGACUUGAAAGUUGAAACACGCUCGCAUAAUCGUCAUGUAGAGAUGCGAGGAGGGAAGCAUAAAUGCAUAUGACCCAUCAUCAUAUAACUCGGCACAUGCACACAUCGUCAUAUGACUCGACACACACACAAAUCAUCAUAUGACUCGACACACAACACAUCAGACUCAUAUGACACAGACAGAAAAUCCCUCCAUGCACACACACAUGGGGAGAGGCACCAUAGAUGAUGGAAUCGAGGGAGAGGAGAGGAGGUGUGGGAAGGAGGAGGAGGAAGAAGAAGAAGAAGAAGAAGAAGAAGAAGAAGAAGAAGAAGAAGAAGAGAGUGCAGCCCAAUGUGUCACCCGAAUAAUAAUAGUCUCUCUUGAGGAAAAAAACAUAUUUUUUUCCAUAGGAAAUUGGAUUAAAAAAUCAAAAGUAAGAAAAAUAAAAGCCGAAAGCAGAG